This is a messenger RNA of Vigna unguiculata (cowpea), 939 nucleotides long. Its product is annotated as protein LIGHT-DEPENDENT SHORT HYPOCOTYLS 10 pseudogene. Lineage: Eukaryota; Viridiplantae; Streptophyta; Magnoliopsida; Fabales; Fabaceae. The record is from RefSeq and is a predicted model, not a curated record.
UCUCAAAAGACCACAAGACGUGAUUUUCAUCUUUCUCCACUGCACCAACUCAUUCCUUCUCUCACUCACUCACUCACCCUCUUAUUUCUUCCCUAAACUCCAUAUCCAACCAUCUAUAGCCAUCACUAUAUAUAUAUAUAUAUAUAUCGUUCUCAGUAGCAUACAUAGUAACCGAUCAACCAUGUCUACCCAGAUUCAGAACGGUUCUUCUCAGUCUCACCACGGUUCCUCCUCCUCCUCUUCGUCGCAACACCCUCCCUCCAACCACCAACCGCUCAGCCGUUACGAGUCACAAAAACGGCGAGACUGGAACACCUUCGGGCAGUACCUGAAGAAUCAGAGUCCCCCAGUUGCUCUCUCUCAGUGCAACUUCAACCAUGUCUUGGAUUUUCUUCGCUACCUCGAUCAAUUCGGGAAGACCAAGGUCCACUUGCACGGUUGCAUCUUCUUCGGUCAACCUACCCCUCCUGCACCUUGUGCCUGCCCUCUCCGACAGGCAUGGGGCAGCCUCGAUGCCCUCAUCGGCCGCCUCCGUGCCGCCUACGAAGAGCACGGCGGAUCGCCGGAGACUAACCCCUUUGGAGGCGGAGCUAUUCGGGUGUACCUUCGUGAGGUGAAGGAGUGUCAAGCGAAAGCCAGAGGGAUCCCGUAUAAGAAAAAGAAGAAGAAGAGGAACACGAUCAUUAAGGGGACUCAGAGUGCAAAAGAUAUUGAGCAACAAGCUUCUUGAGCAAUAUAUAUCUCUAUAUCCAUAUAUAGACGGGCCAUAGGAAGAACAGAUUUGGCACUUUGAAAACAGCAUGCACGUCCUAAGUAAGAAGUAUGAUCUCUCUUGGACCAAAAAUUAUUACAGAAAAUCGCUGUGAUAUUAACAGAAUAAUCAUUUUUAGCAAUCUUAAAUAUGUGUUAGAGAUGUACAACCUUGUAACUUUUCUAACA